Messenger RNA from Arachis stenosperma, 1237 nucleotides. RefSeq names its product vesicle transport v-SNARE 13-like. The transcript is spliced from 5 exons. Gene Ontology annotation, cellular component: endoplasmic reticulum membrane; ER to Golgi transport vesicle membrane; late endosome membrane. NCBI's taxonomy places the organism in Eukaryota, Viridiplantae, Streptophyta, Magnoliopsida, Fabales, Fabaceae. Gene Ontology annotation, biological process: vesicle-mediated transport; intracellular protein transport; vesicle fusion. Gene Ontology annotation, molecular function: SNAP receptor activity; SNARE binding. The record is from RefSeq and is a predicted model, not a curated record. The coding region runs from base 303 to 968 and encodes 221 amino acids.
ACUGAAGAAGAAAGAAACCAUGCACACCAUCAUCAUCAUCAUCAUCAUUUUCAUCGCCCACACUUCCGUUUCCAUCCUUUCAACUUUCAACAAUUAAGUCAACUAAAACAAUACCUUACUGUGCUCCUUCUGGAACCUUCGCAUCCUUUUCUCCGCCCACCUCAGCUGCGUCCUCAGUUUCACGUUCCUCUUCCCCAAUUACUUUCCGCCGAUUCUGCUUUUUCUCAAUGUGUUGAUCCAAUUAGGAUUUCAGUUCCAGUUAAUUCCGUCUUCUGAAUUCGGUAAAGUUGUUAUUAGAAAGGAUGAGUAGCGUGUUCGAAGGAUAUGAACGACAGUACUGCGAGCUUUCUGCUAAUCUAUCAAAGAAAUGCACUGUAGCUGCUUCUCUUCAUGGAGAGCAAAAGAAGCAAAAAGUUUCUGAAGUAAAGACUGGAAUUGAUGAGGCAGAAGCUUUGAUUCGAAAAAUGGACCUUGAGGCAAGAAGUUUGCAGCCGACCGUUAAGGCCGUAGUUCUUGCUAAGUUGCGGGAGUAUAAAUCAGAUCUGAACAAUAUUAAAAGCGAAGUUAAGAAAAUUGUAGCGGGUAACUUGAACCCUUCUGCUAGGGAUGAGUUGUUGGAAUCAAGCAUGGUAUAUGUUGUGACGGCAUCAGCUGAUCAAAGAGAAAGAUUAAUGGCAUCAACUGAGAGGUUGAACAAGUCUGGUGACAGAAUUGAGGAAAGUAGAAGAACAAUGUUUGAGACAGAAGAUCUUGGAGUUUCUAUUCUUCAAGAUUUGCAUGCACAGCGACAGUCUCUACUGCAUGCAAAUAACACGCUUCAUGGAGUAGAUGAUAAUGUAGGCAAGAGCAAGAAAAUUUUGUCCAACAUAUCAAGAAGGAUGAGCAGGAACAAGUGGAUUAUUACCACCAUUGUCAUUGUCCUGGUUCUUGUUAUAGCCUCGAUCCUGUACUUUAAACUUUCUAAGUAGCCAAUGCAGGCCCAGUUUUCUUCCCUGGUCGUUGAGUGCUUGGGAAAAGAUGCUAUGUUGGGCAACGGUAUAAGAAAAUUUGGUGGUGUUUUCUUCUUUGAAGUGCAUGAUUAUUGACGAGAGUAUGCUGGUUUUGUAAUAUAUGAAAAUUUGCUUUCUUUUUUUGUGUAACUAGUGUCAUAUCUUUCUAAAAUGGUAUUACUCUUGUAAUAUCAUUCCCCCAAAAAAGACGUUCAAAAUUAUCAAAUUGUUUUCACUUGCCAGUUCCC